Molecule: messenger RNA, 375 nt
Organism: Microthlaspi erraticum
Lineage: Eukaryota; Viridiplantae; Streptophyta; Magnoliopsida; Brassicales; Brassicaceae
Source: the annotation of a GenBank genome assembly
AUGAGUCGUGGAACCGCAGCCGUUGCCAAGGGAAAGAAGAAGAGUGUUUCCUAUUCCAUCGAUUGCUCAAAGCCUGUCGAUGACAAGAUCAUGGAGAUUGCUUCUCUCGAGAAGUUCCUUCAGGAGAGGAUCAAAGUCGGCGGCAAAGCUGGUGCUCUCGGUGACUCCAUAACAAUCACCCGUGAGAAGAGCAAGAUCACCGUCACUUCUGAUGGUCCUUUCUCCAAGAGGUACUUGAAGUACUUGACAAAGAAGUACUUGAAGAAGCACAAUGUGAGGGAUUGGCUCAGAGUGAUUGCAGCAAACAAGGACCGUAACCUCUACGAGUUGAGGUACUUCAACAUCGCUGAGAACGAGGCAGAGGAGGAAGACUAA